Messenger RNA from Solanum pennellii, 651 nucleotides. RefSeq names its product prostatic spermine-binding protein-like. The record is from RefSeq and is a predicted model, not a curated record. NCBI's taxonomy places the organism in Eukaryota, Viridiplantae, Streptophyta, Magnoliopsida, Solanales, Solanaceae. The transcript is spliced from 3 exons. The coding region runs from base 1 to 651 and encodes 216 amino acids.
AUGACAGAUAAAAUCAAUGACAAGUACAUACGUAAUUUUAUUGGAAUUAAAAAUGUAACAACAACAACAGACAACGAUGACGACAACGAUGACGACUACGGAGAAGACGAUGACAACGAGGACGAUGAUGACAAGGAAGACGAUGACGACAAUGAUGACGAUGAUGAUGAUAAGGAGGACGAUGAUCACAAGGAGGACGAUGACGACAGUGAUGAUGAUGAUGAUGAGGACGAUAAAGACUACAACAACGACAAGGACAACUACAACAACAACGAGAACAACGACGAUGAUCAAAACGACGAUGACUAUGACGACAACGACGAUGAAAACAAUGACGUCAAAGACGACGACGACGACAACAACGACAAUGACAAUGAUGACGACAACAAUGACGACGACGACAAUUACAACAACAAUGAUGACGAUGAAAACAACAACAACGACGACGACAAAUACAACAAAGACAACGAUGUCGACAACAAUGAUGACGACGGCAACAAUGAUAAUGAAAGUGACAACGGCAACGACAACGAUGACAACAACGAUGACGAUAAUGAUGGCGACGACAAUAACAACGACGACAACAACAACGAACAUGAAAAUAAUGACGAUGACGUCAACGACGACGACGAAGACAACGAAAAUGACUAA